Molecule: messenger RNA, 1777 nt
Organism: Nipponia nippon (crested ibis)
Lineage: Eukaryota; Metazoa; Chordata; Aves; Pelecaniformes; Threskiornithidae
Source: RefSeq, a predicted model, not a curated record
AUGCGCUAUCAGAGCUCUGGUCUUAAGCACUGUCCCCCAGGUGGGCCUGAAUUCAGAGUCUCAGUUUUGGCAUUAACUAACAGAUCAGCAACAGCACGGGAAUCUACUUUGGUCCACGCUUUUGAGCAUAAUGUAUUUUCCCAAAAGCAAAAGCCUCCGGAGCGAGCAAAGCUUGUUUCUGGCUGGUUCUGCUCUGCAGGUGCCGCUGCUGGGGUGCUGGAAGCUGCCAGGGCUGUUCAAUUAACCCCUAGACGAUGGCUGAACCUGCAGGAGUACCAAAGUAAAAAACUAAUGGCAGACCAUGGGGUUACAGUUCAGAGAUUCUUUGUAGCUGAUUCUGCAAAUGAUGCCCUGGAGGCUGCUCAGAGACUAAAGGCAAAGGAAAUUGUUCUGAAGGCACAGAUUCUGGCUGGAGGGAGAGGAAAAGGUAUUUUCAAUAGUGGAUUGAAAGGAGGAGUUCAUCUAACUAAAGACCCUAAGAUUGUUGAACAGCUUGCUAAACAGAUGAUUGGGUACAAUCUGUCAACAAAGCAAACUCCAAAGGAUGGUGUGACAGUUAAAAAGGUGAUGGUUGCAGAAGCACUGAAUAUUUCCAGGGAAACAUACUUCGCAAUUUUGAUGGACAGAGCCUGCAAUGGACCUGUUAUGGUUGGCAGUCCACAGGGUGGUGUUGACAUAGAAGAAGUUGCAGUUACUAGCCCAGAACUUAUCUUUAAGGAGGAAAUAGAUAUUUUUGAAGGUAUAAAGGAUCAUCAGGCAUUGCAGAUGGCAAAAAAUUUGGGAUUCAAAGGACCUUUGCAACAGCAGGCAGCAGAUCAAAUUAAGAAGCUGUAUAAUCUUUUCUUGAAAAUUGAUGCCACUCAGGUUGAAGUGAAUCCCUUUGGUGAAACUCCAGAAGGGCAAGUUGUUUGUUUUGAUGCCAAGAUAAACUUUGAUGACAAUGCAGAAUUUAGGCAAAAAGAAAUAUUUGCCAUGGAUGACAAGUCUGAAAAUGAGCCUAUAGAGAAUGAAGCUGCCAAAUAUGACUUAAAAUAUAUAGGACUGGAUGGAAAUAUUGCUUGCUUUGUCAAUGGAGCUGGACUUGCAAUGGCAACAUGUGAUAUAAUAUCCUUGAACGGUGGAAAGCCAGCUAACUUCUUGGAUCUUGGUGGAGGUGUGAAAGAAGCACAAGUAUAUCAAGCAUUCAAGCUGCUGACUGCUGAUCCAAAGGUUGAAGCAAUACUUGUAAAUAUUUUUGGAGGGAUUGUGAACUGUGCCAUUAUAGCCAAUGGUAUUACCAAAGCCUGCCGAGAGCUUGAGCUGAAAGUACCCCUGGUGGUCAGACUGGAAGGAACAAAUGUUCAUGAAGCCCAGCGUAUUCUGAAUGAAAGUGGACUCCCCAUCACGUCUGCAAAUGACCUUGAGGAUGCAGCAAAGAAGGCAGUGGCUAGUGUGGCCAGAAAAUAACAACUUGAAGAUUACUCUCAUGGAAGGUGUGUGUGUGUGUUUCACAAGAUGUCAUUCCUGUUGUUAUUUCAGAAAGGAUUAGCAGAGUUUUUCUAAGCAGUCAUCACUGUUGGUGGACUUAAUUUGUAAUACAUGGCAAACUCAGGCCAUAGGCUUGCAAGUUAGGCUUCAGAAAUUUUGCAGCUACGUUCUUGAAAAGUUUGUAUGUCUUCAUCUAAUUUUGGUAAUUUUGUUGUUCAGAACUGUGAUAAGUAAUACUUCACUUCAUAAAGCUCUCUUUCUGCUUUCCUUCCAAAAUUGUCACUGAUAAACUCACAAUAAGAUACAAUAA